Molecule: messenger RNA, 2183 nt
Organism: Fopius arisanus
Lineage: Eukaryota; Metazoa; Arthropoda; Insecta; Hymenoptera; Braconidae
Gene: Blos1
Product: biogenesis of lysosome-related organelles complex 1 subunit 1
Exons: 4
Coding region: 240-629 (129 amino acids)
Biological process (GO): endosomal transport
Cellular component (GO): BLOC-1 complex
Source: RefSeq, a predicted model, not a curated record
AUCCUCUUUGCCCCCGGCCGCUUUAGUGGCGUUAGUAAUAUACAUAGUGUCAUCAGAAUAAUCAAGAAAGAAUAAAAGGAAUUCCUGGAAUCACGUAAUUAUGGUGGGAAUUCAGUAAAUCUCAUAUUCACGGAGUAAAAUAGGAAGUCUCCAUUCUGGCAUAUUGGAAGACGUUACAAUCUCAGAGAAAUCAUAAAAUUAUUAUUUGUUGCCAAUCAGAGUUUACUACUGUCACAACAAUGUUGUCGAGUAUUGUAAAGGAACAUCAGAGCAAACAGCACGCACGAAAAGAACUCCAGGAACAAAAACGCAAAGAGGCUAUACAAGCUGCUAAUAACUUGACCCAAGCACUUGUGGAUCAUCUGAACGUUGGAGUGGCUCAGGCGUAUUUAAACCAGAAGAAACUCGAUGCAGAGGCGAAGCAACUGCAGCAGAGUGCAACGACUUUUGCUAAACAGACACAUUCUUGGCUGACUCUGGUGGAGUCCUUCUCUAGUGCCUUGAAAGAGAUUGGAGAUGCUGAGAACUGGGCCAGAAGCAUCGAGGGAGACAUGAGGACUAUCGCCACUGCCUUGGAAUAUUCUUACAAAGCAACUCAAGAAGUCCAUGGACCCACCCCUAAUCAAUAGCCCAAACAAACAACACUAAAUGUAUGAUCUCAAUCAUUUUAUUAUUAAUUGAUAAUAUACAAUAUACAGUAGAAAAAUCAAUAAUCAAGGGCGGGAAAUAAACAAUCACCACAAACUUGUUCUCUUUAUUAAAUCCAAACAUCCUCAAUCGAUAACAUAAAAGAAAAAUAAACACAAUCAUGAUAAUUGUACAUAAUAUUGAUACGAGGACAGAAGGGAUGGGAUGGUGGAGGGAUUUAGGAUGGGACUGACUGUGGAAUUUACAUAGUAAAUAUAUAUCUUUCCACUUUAAUUUAAUAAACAAUAGUUUCAUUUCUUCAUAGCUUCCCACCGUAAUCCUGUUGUUGGUAUCAAACUGAUAAAGAAUAUGAUCAGCUGAGAACAAUGUACUCUUGAAAAUGAACAAUCGUUGAACAUCUUGAAUACUCUAUCUUCAGGUGCACCCGAAACUUUUUUUUUUAUUAAUGUAUUUUUUUACAUAUCGUCUCUUGCUGAUGCUUUAAUCCCCUCAAAACAUCAUACGUUGAGGACUUUUUAUUUUCACUCUUCAAGUCUCCAAGACUUCUCUCGUCGUCAAACUGUAGAUCAUAUUCUUUGUCACGCGUUAACUUAAACCUUGACUUUUAUAUUUUCUUGAAUAUUGAACUUUAUCGAAUUUUGUUUCUUGUUAUCAGCAUUAAAUCUUCAUGAUAUCUUGCCCAAACAAUUUUUCAACGUUUUUUAUACUUCAAACUUCCCUCUAUCAUCCAAUACCUCUUGAUUCAAAACCUUAUAAACAAACAAAUAUGUUAGAGGAGUUACAGUGUUGCUUUCCAUAUGUAUUAUAUAUUUAUGGUAAUUGCUUAUAAUAAAUGGUUUGCAUAGGUUUUUUUUUUUCAAAGGAAAAAAUUACCACAUUUAGUAGUCGUACCCUCGAGAAUGGGGAAGGAGACUCGUUAAAACGGUUGGAAUACAACUGUCUCAGUGAAAGUUAUCUCUGGAUUUUCAUUCGUUUAUUUAAUUCGUAGAGGAACAAAAAGGAUUGUCGCUAAUCCAGUGGCAAUUCAUUUCGUCCCUUUACCACAAUCAUUUACUCAAUCAAUUAAAAAAUUUAUAAGAAAAUCGAUAGCUCCAUCAUAUUCCAACCUUUACAUUAUAGCCAUAAGAAUAUAGAAAGGAUAUCCCCAAUCUUAUCUCCAUAAUAAAAAAGGAAAGCUUUUUUUAUCACGAAAAAAAGGAUGUCAGUAUUCUCACCUUACUGAGCCCCAAGUGCGUAAUUUAUCAGAAUAAAUUGAAUCACAAAUGAGGGAUUGAAAUUCAAAUAUUUUUCAAAACAUCCCUCAGAACCGAAUGAGUUAAUUCAAAGCGGUUUUAAAAUUUGAACGAAACUUCGAAUAGUGACAAGCAAUGGAUUCCGAAUUCAAUGAAAUGGAAAAAAAUUGAAUGGUAAUUCUAAUUUGCAAUUAACAAUUCCUUAAUUGACUCCACGUUUCAAAAAAAAAAAAACAGGGCAGAGUAAGAUGAGUACUGGACUCUAUCUCCCGUCCACGUCAAACCGACCCCUCGAAAAAAAAA